AUGAUGAAAAUACAGCAGCAGCAAGAUGUGUUUUGCACCUGCUUCAGCAUCUCAGGGGCCUAUGAUUUCCUGGGAAUCCAAGGAGUUGUUGAAGCCUACCAGAGCUGCCUCCCUAAGCUACAACUCUACGGGCCCACCAACAUUGCCCCUAUCAUCCAAAAGGUAGCCAAGUCUGCAUCCGAGGAGACCAACACCAAGGAGGCAUCGCAAUAUUUCAUCCUGCUGAUCCUGACGGAUGGUGUCAUCACAGACAUGGCUGACACCAGGGAGGCCAUCGUCCAUGCCUCCCACCUCCCCAUGUCAGUCAUCAUCGUCGGCGUCGGCAACGCCGACUUCAGCGACAUGCAGAUGCUGGACGGGGACGACGGGAUCCUGCGGUCCCCCAAGGGAGAGCCCGUUCUCCGAGAUAUCGUCCAGUUCGUGCCGUUCAGGAACUUUAAGCACGCAUCUCCAGCUGCACUCGCAAAGAGCGUUUUGGCUGAAGUUCCAAAUCAAGUCGUGGACUAUUACAACGGCAAAGGAAUUAAACCCAAAUGUUCCUCAGAUGUGUAUGAGUCUUCCAGGACACUGGCACCAUGAAUUUCUCCACACACUUUUACAGAGGUCUCAAAUAUUAUUCCUGCUAAUACUUAAUAUUCCUGCUACUCCAGUACUUAACAAAAAUCUAAAAUAGCACGUUUCGGUGAUUUUUAACUGACAUUUUU
Molecule: messenger RNA, 704 nt
Organism: Vombatus ursinus (common wombat)
Lineage: Eukaryota; Metazoa; Chordata; Mammalia; Diprotodontia; Vombatidae
Product: copine-4-like
Exons: 4
Coding region: 1-579 (192 amino acids)
Biological process (GO): cellular response to calcium ion
Cellular component (GO): plasma membrane
Molecular function (GO): calcium-dependent phospholipid binding
Source: RefSeq, a predicted model, not a curated record